AUGAUCGUUCAAUUUGCUACAGUGCAGCUAUGGUCUGCUAUUACCGGAACUCGCCCCGGUGUCUUGCUUCCACAAAAUACCUAUCUGCCCGACAAUUCCUCCCUUGGCAAACGCAAACGAACCCACACGUUUGAAAAUCUUCCGGACUCAGUCUGCUAUCGUGAUAUUAAACUUUUCUACCUAAAAGAUCCUCAAAGCAAACGUGACAGUUUCGCAAUCUUAAGGGUCGGCCGGAAGGCGCCGAUGGGUAAGGAGGCAACUGUACCGCAAACUUACAUAUCAAUUGACCUGACGCUUAUGUUUCUUUUCAGAACCAAGUUUUUCAUGCACGGUGACUACCAACUGGCAUAUUGCCCGAUCGCUCAGAUAAUCUCGUUCGCUUUCCUUGACGGGGCUUUUGUCAAUACGGAGCUCACGCCAGAGCUCAUUUAG
Penicillium alfredii is the source of this 432-nucleotide messenger RNA. RefSeq lists its product as uncharacterized. The record is from RefSeq and is a predicted model, not a curated record. The coding region runs from base 1 to 432 and encodes 143 amino acids. Lineage: Eukaryota; Fungi; Ascomycota; Eurotiomycetes; Eurotiales; Aspergillaceae. The transcript has 3 exons.